UUGGGUCUGUGUUGAUUAGCAGCUUGCAAAGUGCGCGAAUGGAGCAGGCGGCGGCGACCAGCAAACCAGCAUCGCCUGCUGUGUCAGGCGACGAAGCCGUAGUACAGCAGCAACAGGAAUCGGAAGAACCGCCACGACCGUGCAGCAUCUCCAAAGUCGGCCAGCAGCCACCAGCGGUGGCGGUUGCUGCGCGUACGAUGGCCGUUUGCAGAAUCUGUCUGGCGAGCGGCGUCCGAUCGAUGGUGUCCAUUCACCGCCCGAUUCGGGAGUACACCGGAAAAACGCUGCUCAGUAUGCUGCUGACCGUGUGUAUGCCGCUCAACAACCGCGACCGUGAGGCGGACGGCGGCGGCGGCGGACAAAUGCCGGAGAGCAUUUGUCGCAGCUGCCAGUGGAAGCUGCUGUCAGCGUACGAUCUCUACCAGACCACACUGGCCAGCGAUGACCAGCUACGGAGGAGGAACGACCAACUGCUGGAACCGACACUAGACGAAUCGCAUCCCACCAUAAAGCUGGAGAUGCCGGACGAUGAUGAUAUGUACGAUGAUAUGUACCGGCCGGAGGUGGAACUCACGAUGCCGUCGUCGCUGCAGGAUGACACGAACCAAAUGGACGAGACCGGUGGCACGGCAAUGGAGACCGGCGAUCCCGGUGAGCUGGCGGACGAGUCCAAAUUUUCCAUACCCGACACGAAGGAAUCGUUCAUCGAUGAGCACUACCAGUACGAGCCGGGCUCCGGUAACCAUGUGUGUGGGUUGUGCAGUCAAGAUUUUCCCUACAAAAGCCAAUGCCGGGCUCACAUUGCGGCGAAACACAAUCCGGCCAAACCGUUCAAGUGUGACACCUGUUUCUGCACGCUCACGAGUCUCCAGCGGCUGCAGCGGCACAAGAUCGUGGCACACGGCGAGGGCCAGGUCAAACAGCAGGACGCGAUCGAAGAGCAAAACGAUUGCACCGGCGACACGAUGUACGUUUGUCCGAUCUGUGCCAAAAAGUUCGCCUCGUCGGUGCGCUUCCGGCGCCACAAGAGUGUGCACGCCGUGCACAAGCGACCGUUCAAGUGUGACAUCUGUCUGUACCGGUUCCCGAGCAAAUCGCAGCUCACCCAGCACGCCAAGGUACACCGAGAGCCGACCGAGGGCCAGGAAACGGAAGCGGGCCCCCUUCUGCCCUGUGACCAGUGCGAAGAGAUGUUCUCCGGCAAGCGAUUGCUAACGAUUCACCAGCGGAAAGUGCAUGGGCGGCCGGGCGGACGGACGGAGGAUGGGCGCGAGCGAACCGACUACUCCUGCAUCAUCUGCAACGAAAGCUUUGCCCGGGAAAGCGUCCUGAAUACGCACAUGAAAAUGCACGAACUGUUGGCCGCGGAGAAGGACAAGGAAAAGCGGCUCGACCUGGAACGGUUGGUGAAGCAAGAGCUGCAGCACCAAAUGGCGCUCAAUGUGCCACCGUUGCCCCCGCUGUCGCCCGAAGUGCCAGACCAUGCCCACUCGGUGCUGGAACCGUUCGCCCUCGGUCUGGUGCCGGUUGUUAAGGAAACCGACGACGGUGGAGGUGACGGGGUCGAGGAUGGCGCAGCAGCGCAACCCUCGACUACAACCUUCGGCAGCAUCAACAACAAUAGUUUCAUCAGCUUUAACAACAAUAACUCCCGGAAGAUGGCGACUCUCGGAGCUGCAGCAGCGGCAGCUAAGAAAAAGAUCAUCCCAACCGAUAUUGCUUACGUUUGCAGUGUCUGCGAACAGGAGUUCGAUGAGCGCGAGCAGCUCAAAAAACACCAAAAGCGCCAGCAUCGCAAACUGAAGGUAGAUAUCGUGACCACCGAAGCGCCAUGCAACGGCAGUGGCGUGGAAGGUCCGCGAAACCUUGAACCGCCACCGCUCACGGCAAUGCCCGGGCUGGAGCUGAAGCUGAUGAAUGGUUCCAUGAAACGGCACAGUUUUGCAACAUACCAAACCCCCGAUAAAAUGGAUGACGAUUUGAUGAUCAUUGAUUCCGAGGACGAAACCAAACCGAACGAUAGCAAAACCUUGCUCUCAUCCACUCCAAGCGGCUCGGCGGAAGGACAGAAUGCCAGUGCCACCCCCGGUUCGCAGAUUCGAUGUGAACUGUGCCAUAAAACCUUCACGUACAACUGCUACCUGACCAUGCAUAUGCGCAAAAAUCACGACGAAUCGAAACCUUACGGCUGCAAAGUGUGCCAUUAUCGGUUCGGCUACCGUGGAACCCUUCUGCGCCACCAGCUGAUACAUUCGUCGCAAAGCGUACGGCCAGGUGGUCACGGUUCGAUCAUAUUCAAGUGCCGGAUCUGCUCGGCCAAGUUUUUGGAACUGAUGCACUUGAACAAGCAUCUGAAAACUCACCGACAACCGACGGAACCGCCCGUUGCCGAAACCAGCGGCCAAGUGCAGCUCAUUCGAUGCAGCGAAUGUACGCAGAUAUUCAGCGACCGUGUCCAGUUCGAGGAGCACGAGCAGAAAGAGCACAAGCCGAAGUCUGAAAGAGGCACCUUCCGUCCAGCUACCACAUCAACGGCCGGCGAUCACCGAUCCAGCAGUUUGUCCCAGCGAAUGCAAGAAGCUCCCUCGGCAUCAUCGUCCCCGUUCACUAGCAGCAGCAGCGUCAAGAACAAGCUGAAUUUCGAGCUAAAGGAUGAGCAACCCGACGAUUAUCUUACCGAUAUUUCCAUCGUCAAAGUGGAGCCAGUUGCUAACUAGAUUAAAUAGUCGUUGUUCUUGCUUGGGAUCUAUACCAUCAUUAAAGUGUCGCGCAAUCUACAGACCUUUAGAGGCUCCAAACGUUUCAGUUACACUAUAUAUGUACCGUUAACGGUGGAAUAAUUUAGCGGGGUUGUAAUAAAUGGAACCAUUUUUGGCGAUAACGUCAUCCCUUCUCGGAGUGCAACCGCAAUCCAAUUCGGGGUUACCAAAGAGUACUUAACAUAUAGUGCUAUUUUUGUAGGUUUGUAGUAUGUGGAAUCUAAUUUGAUGAAUA
Messenger RNA from Anopheles cruzii, 2994 nucleotides. RefSeq names its product zinc finger protein Xfin-like. The record is from RefSeq and is a predicted model, not a curated record. Gene Ontology annotation, molecular function: zinc ion binding; chromatin insulator sequence binding. Lineage: Eukaryota; Metazoa; Arthropoda; Insecta; Diptera; Culicidae. Gene Ontology annotation, cellular component: chromosome; nucleus. The coding region runs from base 39 to 2717 and encodes 892 amino acids. Gene Ontology annotation, biological process: regulation of transcription by RNA polymerase II. The transcript is spliced from 2 exons.